Molecule: messenger RNA, 1616 nt
Organism: Larimichthys crocea (large yellow croaker)
Lineage: Eukaryota; Metazoa; Chordata; Actinopteri; Sciaenidae
Gene: p2ry8
Product: P2Y receptor family member 8
Exons: 3
Coding region: 199-1272 (357 amino acids)
Biological process (GO): blood coagulation; positive regulation of Rho protein signal transduction; thrombin-activated receptor signaling pathway
Cellular component (GO): plasma membrane
Molecular function (GO): thrombin-activated receptor activity
Source: RefSeq, a predicted model, not a curated record
CUGGUAGGAUGAAAGAGGUCACAUGGUGCAUUUCCUCUCUCUCUCGCCUUCCUGGCACUGUAACGCGUUUAAACAAUGUUAUAAUAUCUAUACCUCCAUCUGCAACUGACACUCACAUGCCUGUCUGCCUCUCGUGUCAGCUCCCGUCUGCCUGUUCUAGGUCGUCUAUAGGUAAAAAGAGGCUCACCACAUCCAAUCAUGACGGGGAAUUCCAGCAGCUCCAGGCUAGACAACGCCACCCUGUCCCUGUUUCAGAACACAAACACCAGCAUCGCCAUCUCUCUCGUCUACCUGAUUGUCGUUGCCAUUAACCUGGUAGGAAAUGGCUUUUCCAUUUGGAUCCUCCUCUUCCGUACGUCCCCCAAGACUCCCUCCAUCGUCUUCAUGAUUCAUCUCACCCUCACCGACUUGGCCCUUGGUGCCGCCCUGCCCUUUCAGAUCGCCUACCAACUUCAAGGAUAUCAAUGGAAUCUGGGACCCAAUAUGUGCAGUUUCCUGACGCUCAUCUUCUACACCAACAUGUACUGCUCCAUCCUGACCAUGAUGGCCAUCGGAAUCGACCGCUACCUGGGCAUCGUCAGGCCCAUGCUGUUCAGACAGAUCAGGAAGAGGAAGUCCAUGGCUGUCAUCAGCUGCUUCCUCAUGUGGGGUGUGGUCCUGAGUGUCCUCUACCCGCUGAUGACCACGGACCUGACCUUUUAUAUUCCUGAACUUCAGAUUACCACAUGCUUCGACGUGCUGAAGAAAGACAUGCUUCCGAACCAGGCAGCCUGGGCGGCCUUCCUCUUCAGCAUGGUGUUCCUCCUCUUCCUCUUCCCUUUCUGUGUCACAGUAUUUUGCUACAUCACUGUCAUACGCAAACUGGCCAGCGAUUCCAAGACGGCCCAGAAAAAGAGAGCGAUACGUCUGGCCAUCAUUGUUCUCGUGGUCUUCACCUUCUGCUUUGCGCCCAACAACAUCCUCCUGAUGACUCACACUGUUUUGAGACUCUUCUAUGAGAAGUCUGCCUACCAGGCCUACAAACUGUCUCUCUGCUUGAGCUGCCUGAACAGCUGCCUCGACCCCUUCAUUUACUACUUUGCUUCCAAAGAUUUCAGACAAAAGCUGAGGCAGAUAGUAAAUCUGCACACCCUGAGCAGUGUGGACUCGACGAAGAUGGAGUAUAAAGAGAGCACUCUGUACUCGGCACAUUGCACGUUAGAAGGUCAAAAUAGGGAACACAGAAAGGUGUCUCUGAUGCCAAGCACAUCACAGCUGAAAGAGCCGGAAUGAGAGAAACGGAGAGAGAGAUGUGAGAAAGGAAGUGAGACAAAGACAGAGAUUGUGUGUGAAAGGUUGGCAGUGUUUGUGCGUGUGUGUGUGUCAGUGGAUUCUGUUGGGUCAAAGUUAAAAAAAAAUCGUUAUACUUCUUUUUUAUGUGCAUCACAGGACAAAUCAACAUGGACAGCAGCUGAGCCUCUAAGUCUGUCAAUAUUCUUGCAUUACCUUGUGUUACUUCACAGAAACAAUGUAUUUUUAUCGUUCAUUGUUUAGCAUCAUGAGUUAUUUUUGACCAAAUAUGUAGCAUGUACAAGUGUAAAUAAACUGUAAAUAAAAUGUAUUAUAUAGCUCCUCAC